UGUGAAAGAUGGCUCGUGAAAGAGCUGGAGAGAUCAAUAGAAGGCACUAGAAACAACCAUCUAAGAAAGAGCACAAUGUAUUUUGACUGAAAAUGAAUUGGAAUAUAUAAUAAAUAUCUAGCUGAUUGGUAUCGUCAUAGGGGAAGUAUGCCUUGGAUGGAUCUCUGUUUGAUUUACAUUGCUUCACAGAUCACCUAACAUUUCAUGUCAUCAUGGGAAUGCAAGAAAAGGAAUACUGCCCAUAAUCUUGUUGUUUUAUUUUGAGUUCGGGAGGAAUGCAACAAUCUCUCUUUAUAAUUUCCCUCUUCUUUUUGCCCUGAUUGUAUGUUAUAGGCGUUGUAUAUUUCACCCUUUCCCACCGGAUCCAUUUGGUUCCUCCUCCUCAGGAAGUGGAGACGCCAGAGACAAGGACUGCCUUCAGCUGCUGCCUUCCUGGCGGGGCCCGCUAUCACUCUGCGAUGCCCUGUUCAUUUCUAGCGAGGAGCUGCAGGCAGUAGCGAGGGACCACGCAGGGGAAGGAUGCAUUUAAAGCAGGAUGUGUGCUGGAUGCUGGGAGACACGGCAGCGAUAGCAGCAGCAACAGCGAGCACAGAGGGCCUGGGAAGCGCCCACCCCCUCUCUCUCCUCCUUUUCCUCCCCCCCUGCAGGACCAUGCUUGCGUGAGGGAUGAGGCUGUGCACAGGGACGCCAGGCCAGAGCUGCGGCCUACUUCUUCUCACAAGAGCCGGGCUCUCGACUGCAAGAUCUGUGAAUGCUUUGCCACCAUCAAAUCAUCAGCAUCUUUGGCCCUCUUGCUUUUCACCCCUGACCGUUCUCUCUGUGGCCUCCGACCCCUGACCCCUGUGUCCAGGUCACCAGGUAGAUCCAGGAGCAUGAGCAGGACUCUGAGCUGCGGGAGCAGAUGUCUGGGUAUAAGCGCAUGCGGCGGCAGCACCAGAAGCAGCUGAUCGCCCUGGAGAACAGGCUGAAGGCGGAGAUGGAUGAGCUUAGGCUCCGGUUGCAGAAAGAAGUGGAGACCCACGCCAACAACACUUACAUAGAACUGGAGAGACUGGCCAAACGGCACGCCGUUCACACAGACAAAGAGUUAAAGGCAGCUACAGCAGAGGAGAAGAGGAUCCAGCAACAGAUCAUUGCCCAGCAAAAGAAGGAGCUGACCACCUUCUUAGACAACCAGAAGAGAGAGUACAGGCUCUGUAAAGACAAGAUCAAAGAGGAGAUGAAUGAGGACCCCAGUACACCCAAGGAGGAGAAGCAGGAGCGUCUGUCCAGGCACAAGGAGACGGUGCAGCGCUCACAGGCUGAUGAUGAGGCCCAUCUCCUUGACCAGCAGAGGCUGGUCUAUGACAGGAGUUGCCGGGCCAUGAAACGCAGGACACUGGUCAGGAGGCACGAAUUUGAACACGAGCAAAUGAGAGAGGAGCUGAAUAAGAAGAAGACCCAGAAGGAGAUGGAGCAGGCCCUGAUGAUCCGACAGGACGAGUCCACUCAGGAGCUGGAGCGCAGGCAGCUGCAGACACUGCAGAGGCUCCGUGUUGAGCUGAUCCGCCUGCAGCACCAGACCGAGUUGGAGAACCAGGAGGAGUACAACGGCCGGCGGCAGAGAGAGCUGCACAGGAAGCACGCCCUAGAGCAGAGGCAGCAGCCCCGGAACCUCAAGAUGUUGGAGAUGCAGAUCAAGAAACAGUUCCAGGACACGUGUAAGGUGCAGAACAAGCAGUACAAAUCCCUGAGGAACCAUCAGCUUGAGGUCUCUCCUAAGAGUGAGCACAAAGCCAUCCUAAAGUCACUGAAGGAGGAGCAGACACGCAAGCUCGCCGUGCUGGCCGAGCAGUACGAGCAGAGCAUCAACGAGAUGAUGGCCUCACAAGCGAUGCGUCUGGAGGAGGAGCAGCAAGGAGAGUGCCAGGCAUUGAAGCAGCAGCUGCAGCAGGAGAUGGAGCUCCUGGAUGCCUACCAGAACAAGACCAAGGCCCAGACAGAAGCCCAACACGAGCGGGAGCUGCAGAAGCUGGAGCAGGAAGUCUCCUUACGCAGGGCCCACCUGGAACAAAAGAUUGAAGAGGAGCUGGCCUCACUUCAGAAGGAACGCACUGAAAGGAUCAAGCACUUGUUUGAACGGCAAGAGAGGGAGAUGGACGCUUUCGAUGCAGAGAGCGCUAAGCUGGGGUUUGGGAGCUUAGGAUCACUGGACUUCCCCAAGGAGGACGACAGAUGAAAAUGGAUGUGUGUGUGGAGGACUCUUCGCUUCUGGUGUAUGGUGUAGACACGUGCUUGCACGGUUUCACUGUCGACUUGACCAUCGUCAACCUCCACAGUGACAACGCUGGAUAACUCUUUUUCUCUCUCUCUAGUCUUUUAGAUAUCACAGCAUAGUGCUGUCAUGUGCCAGGGGAACUACUUUUGUGCAAUUUAAAAAAGGGGGAAAAUAAAACAAGAUUAAUUCAAAACACAAUACUAAACUAAGACAAACCAAGAAACUAAUGCUUAUCAAAAAUAAGAACAGACUCUUUCCUCCAUGCUGUCACAGCUCCUUUUGGUAUAAAAUUCAGGAAAUUUUAGUAAAAAAUGAGCACUUUGAUAUGUUUAAGUAUUAACCAUGUUCAUAUAAUGCUUAAUGCGUAUGUCACAUGGAGGGGCAUUGUGGAAUGUGAGCUGCGGACGACACCGUGAUGUUUAGCUGCUUCAUCUUUCUUCUCAGAGAAUGUGAAUAAUACUGGAUGUGAAUACUGUGAGUUAAAGAGGGUAUGAGGACAGUGUCAGAUGUAUGUACACAGUUUUAUGGAGAGCUUUUACUUAAUUCCAUAUUGAGCUAAAGAAUAUAGUCCUUCACUUUUUUAAACAAUUACGGUAUUUAUGUUCCAUUGUUCAGUAUUUAGGAUUUAUUGGCAUCAGUUUGAUCAAGGUGUGUAUUUUAUCACAAUGAUUCAACUCAGUAAAACUGCUUAUUGUUGCAUGCACUUUAAAGACACAUUCAGGUUGUGAAGUAAAGCAUGAAUCUGUCAAGAGAUUUUAGCCGUUUGUAAAUAAGUGGUCAUAGCAUUUUUGUUUUAAUGCCUAUUGAUACUGAACAUAAGCGCCAAAUUAGAUAUGACAAUUUCACAAAUGCCUUUAUUUUAAGUUGUGCCUAUGAAGCGGUUUUGAUUUGUCGUUCUUUCAUGUUUGUUUAGCACGGCCAACACCAUUGUUUGUUCCAUUCCAAUUUGUGAAUAAUUUAAUGUUCACUAAUCAAAGGUAUUGUAAAGGAAAUGGUGAGAAUUGUGCUGUAUAACUUUUGAUAUAAAUAUUUGUAUUUGAGAACCUAACUAGGAGAUACAGAAGAUUUGGUCGAUUACUUGAUGAAGGAACUUCACAUUAUAAUUGGGAAUGUUUUUUUUUUGUCACAAAUAAAACUGACAUGGUAAUACAGUAGAUCAACAUACUGAAAACGAAUCACUGCAGACUUAUCAGAUUGUAUAAAAACAGUUUAAUGGUAUCACAGAAUUACUGUAAAUGCAUAUUUUUUAAAGAUGUCUGGCAGGUGGUUGCUUUGUUCUGGGUUGCAUUCAAGUCAUAGCUGUUUAGCUACCAGAUGUACAAUGUUUUGCAGUGUUCACGGUUGUUAUUGCACAUAAGGUUGCACAAUGUGUCCAUUACAGUGACUUGAUUUCUACUAUCACCAUCAGCCUUUGUGAUCCUGUGACACAGACAGAAGACCAGAUUGAAUGUCUGUCUGGAUGUUACAAACUAUUUCAAAGUGUCCAGGGUGAACAGUUUCAAAAGAUUUCUUGAAUGCAACCCUGGUAUUUUGACAGUUGCCUCCAAACUCUCCUGUUCCCUAUACAUUGAUAAGUGAUGGAAAUCAUGCUCUUCAUAGUGGUGGGCUGGGCAAGUGAGAUUGAGAAUGGUAUAAUAUCUGACACAAAUGCAAGAGAACUAACUAUGGAAUUCGAAAUACAUGAAUAAACAACUAAUAUUUUCAAUGUGAACAACCCAGUAUGGCAUUGUUGAUACCCCCAGACUUAUGGCUCCUUGCAAGAAUUCAAGUGUCAAAGUUAUUUAGUAGGCCUCAUUUUUGGAAUGAUUUGCUGUAAAUUACUCAUUUGAAAGCAAAAUAUUUUGAGUUUGGAAGGUUUUUCAGAUUGUAACUUUUGUUGACAAAUGGUUAAGAUCCAUAUGCUAUUUUCUCUGGGUUGGUUGAAAAUGGUUUAAACCUGUUAUGAACCAAAGUGUUUAUGUGGACUUCAGUUAUAAAGAAAUAUGUAUUUAGCUAGAAUAAAGGGGACUUUCCUAAACUAAGCCAUGCAGCAUUUCCUGUGUGGCACAGACAAAAUAAAAGAGAUUCUCUUGAA
This is a messenger RNA of Oncorhynchus masou masou (cherry salmon), 4331 nucleotides long. RefSeq names its product serine/threonine-protein kinase TAO3-like. The transcript has 8 exons. Gene Ontology annotation, cellular component: cytoplasm. NCBI's taxonomy places the organism in Eukaryota, Metazoa, Chordata, Actinopteri, Salmoniformes, Salmonidae. The record is from RefSeq and is a predicted model, not a curated record. Gene Ontology annotation, molecular function: protein serine/threonine kinase activity. Bases 902 to 2218 code for a protein of 438 amino acids. Gene Ontology annotation, biological process: regulation of cytoskeleton organization; protein phosphorylation.